GCGGGAAUGUACGGCUGAUUUGGCGCCUGCUCCACAGCCAUCGUGAAACAAGCAGUUCUUCCAAGACUGUUCAGAGGGGCCAAUCUCGGACGCAGCGACCGAGGAGUAUCAAUCGUGGAGUAUGAGCUGAAGAACUGGGCGUGAAAAUAUUCUGGGGCGGAAGGCACGAUCGGCGUGUGAUUGGUCCGUUUGUACGCCUUGGCGACUGCUUGAUCUGGACCUUGCGAAGGCAGCUCCGAACGCGCAUACAGCCUCACCUACACAUUCUCCUGUCGCAUCCUCCAUACGCCGUCAGCUUUAAUUUCGGCGGCGCCGUACUCGCAAUACAUAUAGAACACUCCCUCGCAAGUACCUAGCAAGAAUGUCUUCCGCUGGAUACGACAGGCAUAUUACCAUUUUCUCUGACCAAGGCCGUUUAUAUCAAGUGGAGUAUGCCUUCAAAGCCAUCACCGCGGCAAACAUCACCUCGGUGGGCGUACGAGGGAAGGACUGUGCGGUCGUAGUCACGCAAAAGAAAGUGCCGGACAAGCUCAUCGACCCCUCCUCCGUCUCCUACGUAUACAAGCUGUCACCAUCAGUAGGAUGUGUCAUGACAGGGUCAAUAGCAGACGCCAGAGCCAAUGUUACUCGAGCGCGAGGAGAAGCCGCUGAGUUCAGAUACAAGUACGGCUACGAGAUGCCAUGCGAUGCACUCGCAAAGCGACUUGCAAACAUCAAUCAGGUGUACACGCAGAAGGCUUACAUGCGUCCGCUCGGCAUCGCCAGCACACUCAUCUCUGUUGAUGCGGAGUUCGGCCCACAGUUGUACAAAUGUGACCCUGCUGGAUACUACGUCGGAUACAAGGCAACGGCGACCGGCCCGAAGAUGCAGGAGGCGCUCAACUUUCUGGAACGCAAAUUAAAGAAUAAGGAUCACGCCGAGGGCACAUGGGAAGACGUCGUGGAGCUCGGCAUCACGACACUGGCCUCUGUUCUCAGUGUGGACUUCAAGAAAGGAGAGCUCGAGGUUGGCAUUGUUGGAGGUCCGAAAAUAGACGGAACGGAAGGUACCACAACGGAGUUCAGGGCGUUGACAGAGGACGAGAUUGACGAGCGAUUACAAGCCAUCGCCGACAAGGACUAGAAAUAAUUGCGCACAUCCAGUCAUGUCGCCAAAUUAUGGCGUAGGGAGUUGGUCCGGAACAAUCAGUAGCAACUAAGGCGCAUCUAGGCCGACCAUUGCAUAAGAGGUUAUUCAAGCCAAAGAUCGACCGUCCACACCCGUGCCUUACAUGCUCCAACGGUCCGAGGGAAUUUCGUCUGCAUCGCCCGAUUCCGUGCAGCGAUACCAAUCGUAAGUUCAGACAAUCGUCCCACGCGUGCGGGCCGGGUUUGCCCAAUGUAGCAUCUAGGUGCAUAAUCUACUAAUGUCCGCCAUAGCGGCCGAUCUCUCGAAUCAAAUGGCAAAGUGUGGCUAUGCCGCGGUAUAUCAGCACUCAAAACGUGGUAUCUUUACUUUUCACAAAGCCAGCCACAGUGCGACACUUCCAGGCUGAUGGUACAUGGUAAACGCAGUUUAACACUGUCCGCUAGUGGUGAAUUUUUCGUGGGCCGAUCCAAUGGCAUGCGCUGACCACCCAAGCACUCACGACAAGC
Messenger RNA from Verruconis gallopava, 1635 nucleotides. RefSeq lists its product as uncharacterized. The record is from RefSeq and is a predicted model, not a curated record. Gene Ontology annotation, cellular component: proteasome core complex, alpha-subunit complex; proteasome core complex; nucleus. The coding region runs from base 362 to 1123 and encodes 253 amino acids. Gene Ontology annotation, biological process: ubiquitin-dependent protein catabolic process. The transcript is spliced from 5 exons. NCBI's taxonomy places the organism in Eukaryota, Fungi, Ascomycota, Dothideomycetes, Venturiales, Sympoventuriaceae.